Paramuricea clavata is the source of this 6304-nucleotide messenger RNA. The record is from the annotation of a GenBank genome assembly. Lineage: Eukaryota; Metazoa; Cnidaria; Anthozoa; Malacalcyonacea; Plexauridae.
GUCUUGAUUUGGAGAACGCCAAGGGAUAUGUUGUGAUUAUUCGUGCUACAGAUUUUGUUGGGUUGACCGUUGAAGCAACAUCAAAUGAAUUUAUCGUGGACGAUACGCCACCAAUUUCUGGAUGGGUUUCGAUUGUUAGUUCAUCAGCAACAGGUUUUGACGUGAAACAAAUUAUAUCUAGGUAUGUUUACCCAUAAUUUUACUUACAGUAUAUUGUGUUGUGUCGUUUCGUUUCGUGUUGUGUUGUGUUGUGUUGUGUUGUGUUGAAGAAUCCGUUACUACAGUAAACUGAUGUAGCUGUCUCUCUAAAAUAGUUUCCUCUCCAAUUAUAAAUUAUUAAAAGGUCUGUGCCAGUUUAAUUAGGUAGUGCCAGUAAGGCCUUCGCUCAAAACGCCUAAGUUAUCCCCGUAUUUUUCAGGUAGUUGCAUCCCUAUCAUUCCGAAUCUUUCUCCUAUUUUAUGUUUAUAUUAUUAAAUCAACUUUCAUCGAACUAAAAGUGAUUUGGUAUUUUUCAUAUUAAUUAAUUUAAUGUAAGUUGAAGUUUCACUUAACAUAGAAAUACACAAUGAUUUCUGAGACGUUCUCUGGUUGGAUAUAAAUUAUUUAUUUAUCACGAGCUUUUGGCUGCCAGACUGCAGCCUCCAACGGGUAGUUAUGAAAUACAAUGAUUACAGACGACUACGGUCAGUGGCGUAGCCAGCAAGACGAUUUGAUCAGCUAUGAAAAUUUCAACUCGUUAUCAUUAUUCAUUUCUUUAGAAAUUGAUUGUGUUGAUAGUUUAAAACAUGGCAAUAUUUGCAUAGCGGGGACUGAAUCGUUGGGCUGGUUAUAUUUUCCAAAUGGAUUUUAUUGUUAACGACUUGAAUACCCCCAAAUGAAUUACCUCCUAUUUCCAGGGAUUCUCCAAAAAUAGUGGCCCCUAUGCGCUAUUAAUUCCAAAGGUGUAAUAAAAGGGUGCCGAUAAAAUGAUAUCACGUUCAUGUUGCUUUUUUUCAGAUGGGGAAAAUUUUAUGAUCCUGAGUCGGAAUUAUCCCACUAUGAAAUCUGCCUUGGUAAAUCACAAGGAGAAUGCGAUGAAAUUGGAUACUUAUCAUCGGGGUUAAACACGACGUAUAUAUUUAAUAAUCUAACAUUACGUCAUAAAGAAGAGUAUUACGUCACUGUUAAAGUUAGCAAUAUGGUUGGACUUUCAACUCAAGUGACAUCGAAUGGCAUUAAGAUUGAUCUUACUCCACCUGAACCGGUAAAGCAUAUGAGAGGUGGUUCUUCCAAUUCGGACGGUCAUUGCAAUGCGUUAUUUGAUGGUUGUAAUGGAGACACAUCAGGUAAUUUGUCACACUUUAUUCGCGCAUUUUUCCCCCUUGAAAAAUCAACGUUUAUUUUAUACAUAUGAAUUAUUAAUGCUGAAUAUAUGCAUAAGAUGCUCAAAUUCCAUGCGUGAGAAUCUGUAUUUCCUCCUACAUUGAUUUUCUUUUACAGGUUAUUUUAAUUAAUUUAUAUACACAUAAUGUAACUUUUUCUUCCAAUUAUUAGCAUUUGCUCUAAAGAAAAUGUUUUACAAAACACUAUCUAGGAAACAUUAAUGUGCAUUUUGUUUGCAUUAGGCUCGGAGAAAGAGAGCGAAAUUAAAAUUUCCUGCAAGAAUGACCUGAUGAAAGUCACGUGGCUGAAUUAUGAAGAUAAAGAAUCUGGUAUAGCCUUAACCGAAUGGUGCAUUGAAACUGUCCAUGAUACAUGUAAUAUACAGGCCUGGGAGUCUCUAUCACUAAACACAUUCACGGUGUCUGCUACAAUCCAUUCUCUUCCCACAAUAAAAAGUGUCCGAGUGGUCGUUCGCAUUACAAAUGGGAUUGGAAACUAUGUACUACUCAAGUCUUCUCAAUGCAAUCCCGUACGAAUAUUCCCUCCACGAAUCAGCGUUGCAGUCAUCGGCCAUUUGAAUAAUACGAGACCUGUGUCCGUUUACCAGACUAACACAGACGUAAUCUUUGUUACCUGGUCAUUACCACAAAACAGGUCUUUGUAUUCUGGUGUCCAAGCUGCACUGACAAAAUAUGACCAAAAUGCAGUCACAACCAUACUUGAAAAAUGGCAUGGGGAACCUCUUGUUUUUAAUUUCGUGGACAUCUCGAGCGGAAAGUCGCAUGUUAUAUUUAGUGGCAAUAGACUAAAGCCGUACGUCAAAUAUCGACCAGUGGUAAGACUCUGCAGCAAGUUUGACCUUUGUACCGAUUCCAGCGGUGAUCCAGUGAUAAUAAUUCCGGACGCUCCCCCUGAUAUACAGGUUAACACGACUGAUAUAAUUGAAGGAACAGAAAAAGAUCGCUGGCAAAAAUAUGUUGGUGGAAUUCCACGAUUACAGCGAGAAAUCUUUGAAGGAACCUUAUUUCUGCCAGAUCCCCUUAGUGUACUCAUUAAAGCUAACCUCAAGAAGGCAAACGAAACAAUACUUUUUAAUAAGCAUGUGCCGAUAACAUACCAUGCAAGCGUUUAUCGAGUUACAUCUGGCGCGAACGAAACGAGAAAUGUAACGAUUAACAGUCGACAGGUAUUUAAUGACUCGCAUCUUCACAGCGACUUGGACGUUUGUUGUUCAAAAACAAAUAAAUUCCCACCAAUUGUGUAUCCAGAUAGGCAGUUCAUACCGGUAGCGGAAACAAUCUUAUUUGGCAUCACGGUUAGUGCUUUUGGCAAAGACUUAAUUAUGGCAUCUUCUCAAAAUGCAAUUUAUAUGUUUUCGACAGAAUCAUUACAUAUCACUCCCAUUGCGUAUGUACCUUUCAAUACGAGCGUCAAUGAUAGUUAUGUUAAAGUUAAAGCAAAAAAUGAUACAAUUUUGGUGUCGGUUGGUGGUACGUUGGUAUUACAAAGGCAGAACAGUGAAAACCUUACUUCGACAAGUUCAUCCUUUUAUAUAACAAACUGUAAUCAUACAACGACAGAUGCACCUGAGCAUUGUACCAGAGAUACCCAGUGGUCUUCUUUGGAAAGUAUAGGACGUGAAUUUGCAUAUGAUGGUUCUGAGAUCAUUGCUGUCAGCGGUAGGCACCCUCGUGAAGACUACGCUGUUGUUGCUGUUUUUAAGAAUGGUAGUAACUCUUGGAAAUUACAUCAAGUACUUGGACGUGAAGGAAAGGACUUCACUGUUCCCUACAGCAUCGCAGUGAAUCAACAAUUUAUGGUAAUAGCAGGUUCUGAAAUUCGCCUAUACUCGAAGAUAUUGGACUCUUUCUGGAAAAAAGAAACAACUCUUUCAGAAAGCUUGCCUCAAAACGUUUUGAGUGCUAAAACCGUGUAUUUGACAAAAGAAAACGAAUUAUUCAUACUCACGAUAGAAGCAAGAACGUUGAAUGUUUUUGAGCUCGGAACGUCGCCAGCAAAGGCCACACGGAGGUGCAAAUAUGUAUUUCCCAAACGAUUUCAUCUCAGCGGUGGCUUGGAUGUUUCAGAAAGCAGUGGGAUAAUUGUGGCAAUUGGAAUGAGAUCGGAUGGGCGAGAUGGUGCGGAACUGAUUCUUUACGAACGCAACAAAGGCUGCAUGAGGAUUGGUGGAGUGUUUUCUAAAACAGUCGAGUCACGAUUUGAUGAUGGUUAUCCUGGUGUAUCCGUAGCUAUCACAGAAAAUCACCUCAUCAUUGGAACUCCCAGAAAAGUUACUUGGCCAACCAAUUAUGUGAACGUGGGAACAGGAAGAAUGUACGUUACGACGUUUUGUAAGCGGAAUCAUGUGCGCAAGAAAGUUUUUGAAGCCGACCAAAAGGAACGGGUCAUAUGCACUCCGUGCGAACGAAACGAAGAAGCAUAUUCUGGAUUUGAAGAACAAUGUACUAAUUGUAGCAACAGUAUUUGUUUGAAUUAUUCGACGGAUGCAAUAUUUAAGGUGUCGCAUUGUGAGACUUAUCCUUGCACCGUAGAGAAUAAUCGAACCGUUAGCCAAAAUGCGUCUAGAGAUAACUUAACCGUUACAGAAUCGACGCAAGGCUUUAAAGAUCAAGAGUUUUAUUUACCAGGUUCUGCACACAGUUACUUCAUCAGGUUGACGCAGCUGUCAGCUACAGGAUUGACAAAAACUUCCGAUAGCUUUCCGUUUUCUAUUGAUUACACUUCACCCGAGGCUGGUACGGUUCUUGAUGGGUUAGGAAGCAAUGAUUCCCAGAAUUGUUCUACAAAUACAACGUUCAGUUCGGAACAUCAGUGCACAAGCCGGAGUUUCUCUGAAACAGACUUUGAUUACACCAACAACACUUAUGAAAUCAGUGCUCGAUGGCUCGACUUUCGUGACAACGAGAGCAACAUUGCGCAAUAUUUCUGGUGUGUCGGUUCGAAACCACUUCAUGAUGACAUUAUGCGGUGCGAAAAUGCAACAAACCACCUUAAUAGGACUCUCGAUGGCUUGUCAUUACAACAUAAUGAUAAGUAUUACGUCACUGUAUUGGCGUGUAACUACGCUGGGUUGUGUACAGCCAAGUCAAGCGAUGGGGUUUUGGUUGAUACUACUCCCCCAAUAAUACAUUACGUGAGAGAUGGAUUGGUUGGACCAGACAUCGACUUUCAGGUGAGUUUAACUUAUUGUUAUAUGAAAGCGAAACAACUAUUAGACGAGGCUACUGGAGUAUAAUAUCAAGUCAGAAUUAUUCACAUCGAAGUCAAUAAGUUUUUUGGCUGUCAAAACUUCAUAAAACCCGGCGUGAAAGACGCAAAGAAUAUUAUUUAACUAGAAAAUAACAAACACUCGUCAAUAGAAGUUUUGCAUUGUUUUUUGUCCUUUUUGGUUCUGUCGCUGAUUUUUUCUGACAAUAAUUUGAACAGUUUCCCUCAGUAUAUACUAUAGAGGCGAGUCUACUACAACCCAUGUUGUUUGGCUUUUUUAAAUUUGGCUGGCAGUUUAUGCAAACUACUGACCGCGCUGGGGGGGGGCUUGGCCUGUACAGUGUGCAGUAAUUAAGAAUUCUUGAAUGAGGAAUUAUCAAGCUAAAGUUUGUGUUAUCACAAAAACUAAGGCCUUAAUAGUUCUUAAUAAAAACUGAAUUCAAUAAUUAAUCUAUUAUUUAUUCAAAAGCUGGAACAGUGGAAGUUGUAGGAAGAUAUUUGUGUUGUGAUAAUUCCUCACCCCUUUCGGCAGUCGUCAUUAACACUGCGCCAUAUAGCGUUUUAUAUUAUUUAUUUAUUUCAUAGUAUAGAGUGAGAUAAUGAAAUAUACACAGUGAGAUAUUUUCCAUAUCUUCACUAGUGAAGGUAUCGAUCACGUGAUUUUUCCAAUUUGCUUUUGAGCGUGAGAUUUCACAAUUUUUUGCUUCGGACUAUAUAAUAAACAGAACAUUAUUUACACGGUAACUUCAAGAUGUGACUUUUAUCUUUUUGUGUUAAAAACAAUAUUGUACUCACUCGCUGCAAAAAAUAAUGUUUUCGCCACGCGAAGAUAAAUGUCAUAUCUUCGCGCCGCCGUGUAAUAUCCUCUAUAUAUCAACGUUAUAACGUCACUUUGUCGCAUAUUAUGUCAAAACUCCAUAUUUGGUCAUCUAUUGAGUUGCUAUGACAACUUCGCAAUUGGUUGUUAGCAAAUCAGAUAUAAUUCGUUCUUUUAAAUGAAUAAUAAUAACUUUUCUCACAGCCGGGUAUUGCUUCAGCAUAAACACGAAAAGACAUGAUAACCACCAUUUAUUUAGAACAUUAACUGGUGUGGGUUUCGACAGCAACACUUGAAAGGAUAAAAAACACUUUGAUGUUUCGGGCGGAGAACAUUUAUUGUGAAGCUAGUUCAUAACCAAACGGUAAUUAGGGUAUAUUCUUGUUUUAGGUAUUUACGAAUCUAAUAUUUGGUAAUUGGGAAGCAGAAGACCCCGAAAGUGGAGUGGUAUCUUAUGAAAUUGGCUGGGGAUCAGAACCUGGCUUGGAUGACGUCUGGGAAUUCCAAGAAUUAGGCAAUGCUUCAAGGUGGUACGCGAAAUUCGGUAAUGGUGGUCUUGAAAAAGAGCGCAAGUUUUAUGUUACAGUCAAAGCGAUUAACGGAGCGGGUCUCGAAUCGGAGCCAAUGACAUCUGACGGGAUCACAGUGGGGAAAACAGAAUUUAUAUUCUCAAAAAAUGAUUCGGGUUCAUUCUUCUUCGACACUGUGAAUGUUGACUCUAACGCAACUAUGGAAGACACAGAAGUCGGAAAUACAUUUGGGACUGUAGAUGUUCCAACUGGAGCUGUUGACGAAAAUGUUAAAUUUCAAGUGUAUAGUCUCGGCGAUAAAGAAUUCAAGAACGGUACGGAUGACAGCACAACUGUUGUCGACCCGGAAGUUGUUAAACCACCCAAG